ACGAAGUAUCCCAUUGUCUAUUUCCUACGCGCAAAACCCCGGCAAUCCGCUCGCCGAAUUCUCCGCUGUCGCGCGCGACCUUCUUUUUCCGGACCUUGGCGUGCUUUUACCGAACGCUUUUAAGAUGACGAUGAAGCUUGCCUGUCUUCGUUGUAAACGAAAAAAGAUCAAAUGCGACAAAGCAGAGCCGAUAUGCCAUCAAUGUAUUGCCGCCAAGGAAGAAUGCCAUUAUGUAGAGCGAAGACAACGGCCGCGCCAUGCCCACCAAAAGGCUGUCGUGCAGCAUCUCAGCCAGCGACUAGAACAACUCGAGAAGCAGAUUAGCGACGCUGGUGACGAUCGUUCGUCAUCAGUAUCCGAAGUUGUACCCAGGCGCGAUAGCAUCCGAAAGAGCACACCCGUGCCAUCCCCCGAGGCAUCAUUGACUGUGGCUGAUGGCCAGGAUUCAUGGAUUUACCGGCUUGCGACAGACACAAGACGCAGCUUUCAACAUAAAGCUACCCCAGUCGCGACACCGACACCGAGCAUCGAUAACGCAAUGCUGUCCCUCAAUGAGGCGCUCGAAGACCUUGGAAAGCUGAGGGUGCGCACUGAGACGCAUAAUGUGGAUCUCAAUCUAUCUUCAGCAGAAGCGCGGACAUGUAUUGACGGCUUUAUCUCCGUCAUGAGCUCAAUGCUUGCACCAGACGCGUUUGCUCGUUCCAUAAUCGAUACAGAUCUUCUCUACGCGCUUCCCGACAUCAUCAAGUCUCCUUACGUCAACAUCGAUCCUGUGGUCCGCGUUAUGUAUUACAAUGCUCUGUUCUACGGACUGCAGCUGACUGACGGUCCGGGAGGAGAUCUUACGACGAAGGCAUACAUGAAAAUGCUGGAGAGCGUACCCGCUUGGCUUGAAUCUCCGAGUGACACAAAUAUGGACGUACAUAUUGCAGCCCUCUCGGCAUGGACGGCGAUGACUGCGCACGACUACCAACUGGCAUGGAAGUUCCACUGCAAGUCAUGCCAGCACAUCAAGUCGAUCGGCAUAGAUCGCCUAGACACAGUUCCGGCAAAGUCUUUCGAAGAAGAAGCCGAGAGAGAUAUUGGUCGCUACACCUACUGGUAUGUUGUGUCCAUCGACACAUUUUUCCGAUUGUUCUAUGGGAAGCCCACUGUUUUGCGAUGGUCACCAAAUAAAGUCCGCCCACCCCUGCUCUUCCGUCCUGAUAACAUGCAUCCUUCGGCGCUCCAUGUCACCAUCAGUGUCGCAUGGGUACGAUACACACUGUUGACUGUGGAGGCGAUCAGUUACAUUGACAAUCACCCGCCGCACGAUCGCAACAGCUGUGUCCAGAAAGCCGACGAGGCUUGCUCGCAAAUGGAGGACCUCAUUAAAGAAUGGAGAUUAGAGGAAAUGAUGAACGGCAAAGAGACUACAGAUGAUAUCCGCUGUCUUCUUGCAGAUCAUAUCAUGAACAUAUAUGCGACUAUCAUCGGUAUCCAGAGGUUGGUGCAACAGCACCAAACCAGACUUGGACCUAAGGACAUCACCCUCAGAGCCGCACGAAGAGUUCUGAGCAUUAUCCUUGACUUUUAUGCGGACAUCAACCUCAACGCCAAGUUCAAGAGCAUUACAAAUCACUUCAUAACGCUCUACCCUUUCUGCGUCGUGUUCACACUCUAUGAACAUAUUGUGGCGUGUACCAAUCCAGAUGAUUGCGAAAGCGAUAUACAAGCUCUCGAGACAAUUGGCGUCGCCAUGGCACAGAGUUGCACAGAACGCCAGGACUUGGUGCCGUUUGCCAAGACGAUCAACGCACUCAACAGGGUCUCGCGAAUUCUGCAAGACGAGAGACGCAAAGGUCCAGCGACUGUAGACUCUAGCGACAGCGUUGCUCAAGGGAUGAACAUGCCACCAACAAGCCUCGAUACAAUUCAGAACCUGAUGGCCAGCGAACUUCCAGACAUUGAUAUGUCGGCCUUUUCAUCAAUGCCGGACUAUACCGCGAAUGUGGAUGGCGACUUCCAGUCUCUCGGCUUCUUCAGGGCGCUGGAAAAUGACUUUGUCACGCGGAAUUGGCAGACUGACUGGUGGGAUCUUGGUGGUGGUGCGGACGGCGCCAUGAGCCAGAUGCCAGAAACAGAUCCCGCGGGCUUUCCAUACCACACUCCAAACACAUGAGGGCGAGGUAUCAAUGACACUAGGCCUUGAAGGAGCGAUGAGACACUUUGGGGACAUUUGGGUGUAUAUACAAUUGUUCAUAAAUCUGUAUCAUAAGUGUUGUACGGUAGAGAUGUACGGAUUGCUUACGCAAUGGGGAUCUUGAGCUCACUUCACUAGAUGAAAACCUACAUCGGUAACCUCUCGGCAUGUGAAGGUACAACGCGAAAUACUCAGUAGACCAGCUCAGCCGCACCCUACCCCAUGUCAGCACUU
This is a messenger RNA of Alternaria rosae, 2416 nucleotides long. RefSeq lists its product as uncharacterized. Gene Ontology annotation, biological process: regulation of DNA-templated transcription. Bases 125 to 2161 code for a protein of 678 amino acids. Gene Ontology annotation, molecular function: DNA-binding transcription factor activity, RNA polymerase II-specific; zinc ion binding. NCBI's taxonomy places the organism in Eukaryota, Fungi, Ascomycota, Dothideomycetes, Pleosporales, Pleosporaceae. The record is from RefSeq and is a predicted model, not a curated record. The transcript is spliced from 6 exons.